AUGUUCAUCCAUUGGAUUUUCCUGAUCUCAUGCGUCACUCUGAUCUCCUCCAAAAGGAUUCCAGGGCGCAUUGUGGGAGGCAAAGUGGUGGCAAUUAAGUCGGUUCCCUGGCAGGCUUCCCUUGAAAAGCGCGGAGAACCUUGGUGCGGUGCUGUCAUCUAUAGUGAGAAAAUCGUUAUAACAGCAGCUCACUGUACCGAAUUUCUUUGGCCUGCCAUUCUCUCCGUAAGAGUGGGCUCAUCGAACUCCGAAUCCGGUGGUCAGGUGGUGAGGGUAUCCAGAAUCCUGGCACAUGAGAAAUUUGGCGAAUAUUAUGAUAUAUCCGAUGACGUAGCCGUUAUUAAACUUAAAACCAGUCUCAAAAUGGGCGUCAGUGUCAAAUCCAUUCCACUGGCGAAUAGAUCUCCGAAACCUGGAUCUUUGGCUUCGGUUUCUGGAUGGGGAAGGAUAGGAUACAGUAUGGACCCUUCUAGAACUCUGCUGGAGACCACGGUAGCCAUAGUUGAUUGGCAUAAAUGCCGGAAAUCGUACUACGGGAGAGUCACGAAGGAUAUGAUUUGUGCCUCCGCCCCGGGAAAGGAUUCCUGCGCGGGGGAUUCCGGAGGUCCUUUGGUGUUCGGUGGCAAACUGGUUGGAAUAGUCUCAUUCGGGUACGGAUGUGCUGAUCCACAGUAUCCCGGUGUCUAUGCUGAUGUGGCUGAGCUCAAGCCAUGGAUCUUAAAAGCUAUCAAACGUCUGUAA
Molecule: messenger RNA, 741 nt
Organism: Drosophila takahashii
Lineage: Eukaryota; Metazoa; Arthropoda; Insecta; Diptera; Drosophilidae
Product: trypsin beta-like
Biological process (GO): proteolysis
Molecular function (GO): serine-type endopeptidase activity
Source: RefSeq, a predicted model, not a curated record